Molecule: messenger RNA, 5053 nt
Organism: Lingula anatina
Lineage: Eukaryota; Metazoa; Brachiopoda; Lingulata; Lingulida; Lingulidae
Product: protein O-mannosyl-transferase TMTC2
Biological process (GO): protein O-linked glycosylation via mannose
Cellular component (GO): endoplasmic reticulum membrane
Molecular function (GO): mannosyltransferase activity; protein binding
Source: RefSeq, a predicted model, not a curated record
CGUAAGUCCCACAAUAAACGCUUGCCGGGGAACUUAAACCUUUACCUGCGGGGAUGGGCAUUUAUAAAUGAAUUACUCCACUUCUUGAGGCACAAGUGAAACAGUCAAGCGCGGCAAAUAGCACUGUACCAACGGCCACCAGCUAGUUUCUUUUAUGUUCAAUUUUACCUCGAAGAAACUGGAGGACAAAUGCAGUCAAGAGUCAAAGAAACUGACAAUAACAGGACCCUUGCUUACGGCAUUUUAACAUCAACAAGGCCAGUUGACGAUAAGGCGCAUAUUUUGGGUCAUUUCCAAGAGAGCGGUGACCGACUAAGGUGCGUCUGUUAACUCAACUAACAAACUCACAAAAAUCGACUGACGGGAAACCUUGUAUGGUGGAGUGGUCAAUAAAUAUUGCACAAACGUCUUCAUAAAGCCAGUGGUAGUCAAAUAUCGACAGUUACAACAGAGCUAAUUUCAAGGCUAUUAGCGCGAGGAGUUUAUUUUCUUCAGCAUGACAAAAGCCGAAUGUAAACAAAUCCACGCCGAGACAGCGCACGCGUAAUUGAUUGCAAGUGCCCGGAUUUACAUAUGAAAACAUGUAUGAGGCUGCGUAGUAGGUCAUUCAUUGAGCAGGCACGUUGGAGAUGGACUGACUGGAAAAGUGCCGAGAAUGGUAGGAUGGAGAAGAAAUUGGCUUUACCAUGUGCAGUGGCUUUGCUGCUGUACCUGAACACAUUCGACGCAGAUUUUGCGUAUGAUGACAGUCGUGCCAUCCAGAAGAACCAGGACCUGUUACCACAGACCCCUGUGUGGAACCUGUUCUUGGAUGACUUCUGGGGAACUCCUCUCACACACAGUGGUUCACACAAGUCGUACCGUCCCCUGUGUGUCCUGUCCUUCAGGCUUAACUAUUACCUUGACGGCCUGAAUCCAAGGGGUUACCACAUAGGCAAUGUAUUAUUACAUGUAGCUGUUACAGGACUGUACACAUACUUUGCAAAAUGCUUCUUACGAAGGACGUUUCCCACAAUUCUAGCAGGACUUUUAUUUGCAACCCACCCCAUCCACACAGAGGCAGUGGCCGGUGUUGUGGGACGUGCAGAUGUGGGAGCCAGUUUGUUUUUCCUGCUGGCAUUUCUUUGCUAUCAAAGAUUUUGCAAGUACAGGGACAAGUCGUGGCAGUUUUGCAACCCUGAGGAUGACACACAGUCACGGAAAUGGCUGUCCAUGUUCCUAGUGGCCAUAUUUACUGCUUCCAGUAUGCUGACUAAAGAGCAGGGAGUCACUGUACUGGCCGUCUGUGCAGUUUAUGACAUGUUCAUACAGCAUCGUAUGCGAGUGUGUGAUCUAUCUCUAGUCCUAUCUGUGAAAAAGUACAGGAGUCUCCUUGAAGGCCUUGCAUUACUGACAGCAAUAGGAGGGUGCUUGGUUAGCUUUCGUAUCUACCUUAUGGGCAGUAAACCACCUGAAUUUGCUCCAGCAGACAACCCUGCGUCAGACUCAGACAGUUUUCUGACGCGAACACUGACAUUUUUCUAUCUGCCAGUAGUGAAUCUCUGGUUGUUGAUUUGUCCAAGCAUCCUGAGUUUUGAUUGGUCAAUGGAGUCUAUACCGUUGGUUGAGUCAUUGGCAGACCACCGUAAUAUACUGACUGCUGGCUUUUAUGCAGCACUUGCAGUAACAACUAGUCAAAUUGUCAAAAAUUUAAAUCAGCAAGGCAAGCAAGAUGCUAAACCCUCAGCUGCAAAUGGUAAUGGGUUUUCUCAUCAUUGGGGUUCAUCUAGUCAUUAUACAAGUCAUUCUAAACAAACAGUGGCAUACAAACGCCAUAGACUCGCCAGAAGAAACUCUUCCAGCUCCACAGAUAGCAGUGACGAUAAUCAGAAUAUUAAAACCACUACUACAAAUAGGACGUUAAAUGUUCUUAUCAUAUCCAUGGCUACCAUGAUCUUCCCAUUCAUCCCAGCAACAAACAUAUUUUUCUAUGUUGGUUUUGUGAUAGCAGAAAGGGUUCUCUAUCUUCCCAGUAUGGGGUUUUGUAUGCUUGUGGCAGAAGGUGCUUAUUUAUUACAUAAAAAAAUUAAAAACAAAGGACAAAGAAGGGCAAUGCAUUUAUUACUGGUGGUUUUGUUGCUAGCAUUUAGCGCAAGAACUGUUUUACGCAAUGAGGAUUGGAAGACGGAAGAGAGGCUAUAUAAGUCUGGAAUCUCCGUGAACCCUGCCAAAGCGUGGGGUAACUUGGCCAAUAUUUACAACAGUCAAAACAGAGUGGACGAAGCAGAACAAGCUUAUACUGCAGCAUUACAACAUAGGGGGAAUAUGGCAGAUGUCCACUAUAACCUAGGUAUUUUGUUACAAGAGCAAAAGCGCUACAAAGAUGCCAUCAUAAGUUAUCAGAAUGCAAUAAAGUUCCGCCCAAGGCUCUCAUUGGCUCAUUUGAACUUGGGAAUUGUAUAUGGUAUCCUUGGAAGAAAUGAUGAUGCUGCUAAGGUUUACAGGCACUGUGCCGAGCUUGACAUCACAGGCCUGAAAGACCCUAAGCUCCAUGAAGGCACAAAGAUUUCAGCAUUAUACAACCUGGGCAGACUGUAUGCAGAGCAGGAGAAGUACCAGGAGGCCAUUGAUGUGUACCUGGAGGCCAUUAGGAGGAGACCUAGUCACUAUGCACCACAGAGUCUCUUCAACAUGUUAGGUGAGGCUUAUCUGAAACAGGGCAGUUUCUCCCAGGCUGAACACUGGUAUCAGGAGGCACUCGCAUCCAAACCUGACCAUAUUCCUGCUCACCUGACCAUGGCCAGACUGUGGCAUAAGAGGAACCAAGUAUCAGAGGCAGAGAAAUGGUUUCAGAAAGCAUUUGCUUUGGAUGACAAAGACGUAUCAAUUUAUCAGCAUUACAGUCAGUUUCUUUCUGACAUUGGCCGCCAUGGUGAGGCUGCAGAUAUGUACAAGAAAGCAACAGAAUUGACCCCAGACGAUUUUGAAUUGGUAUUCAAUGCAGCCAAUGCACUCAGACAAGCACAAAGAAACACAGAGGCAGAGCAAUAUUAUAGAAAAGCUGCUCACCUCCGACCUAAGAGUGCAUCUGCGCACAUGAAUCUUGGUGCCAUGUUGCAUUUCAACGGCAAACUAGGAGAUGCAGAGAACAGUUAUCUGCAGGCUCUAGAGCUCAAGCCAGACGAUGAACUGACUCGAACUAAUUUACGUAAACUGCGUAAUCUCAUGCAAACAAAGGGCAAUCCCAGCAAGCGAGCAGGCAACAGGAGGUAGCAGACAAUAAUCUGUGAUGAGAAGAAUAUCUCUAAGUUAUGUACAGGAGAAUAGAAUAAUAGAAGCAGUUGCAUAGUCAUCACGACUGCUGUUCAUAAUCAAAAUUAGCAUCUGUGCCAUUAAGAUGUGUUGUUUUUGUGAAGUUAAAGUUUAUAUAGGUGUUUUUCUUUUCCUGCUUAUGCUUUAACGUGAGUGGAAUAUUUGUGAAAAGCAAAAUAAUUUAUGUGGGAGAAACUUGGGAAUUGCGAGUAAAAUCAAAUACUUGGCAUUUACCCAUUUCUUUGGGUAUUUUAGAAGCAUUAUUUAACAGAACACAUUGUUUUUUAAUAACAGGAGUAUACAUGUUCAAAUGUAUAAGUGAACUGCUGCAAGUUAUUCUAAUUUUAGUGUACUUUUCAAGGGCUGGACCCUGUGAAAAUUUGAUUAUUAGUUUUAGCAAAUAUUUUUCAAGACUGCUUUUUGCCAACUAGCUGUGUAUUAGCUCUCAGCUGUUCUAUUAAAAGAAUGUGACAUUCAGUUUAAGAUACUUUUUGUAUUCAUGUGAUGAAGACAAGAUUACCAGGCAACAUUUAGUAUUUAUAAAGACUCAUUGUUAGGUUAUUAUUUAAUUCCCUCCAGAAAGGGAAUAAUUAAUGAACCUCUCCACGUAAAUCAAGUUUUUAACAAUCAAAGGCUCUAUGAUGAUAUUUUAAAUGAAAAAAAUGUCACAAUUUUUCCGUGCAAUGUUCCCAAUGUAUUUGGUCAAAGAAAUGGCAGGUACCAAACAACGUCUCAACUUGGUCUCUGCAUGUAGUUACUAUGUGUGACAAAAUCUAGUCAAGUUAUGAAUAUAUUUAUAUCUUUCUUCCAGCACAUUAGUCAAAGAUGUGUCAUAGGAACACAUCUAGCUUGUUUGUAUUUGUCUUUUAUGGUGGUUAUGAUAUGAACUGAAUAUCUAGUUUAUCCCGUUUUAGUCUUUGUGAUUGUCCCCUUGAUAAUUAUGUUUUCAUGGGAAAUACUGUUACAGUGUUAUCAGAUUGCAAUCCAUAUUUAAAUUGUAAAAUAUUGUGUUAUAUUGUUUUUAUGUACAUACCAAGUGUCCAAUUAGGAAUUUUUCAGACAUAAAAUUUAAAUUUUAAUCAUUAAAAGGCCAAUUUAAUAGCAUAAAGCUAAUAGUUUUAUUCUUCAGAUUAUUGUACUGGCCACUGAAAAGAUCUGAGAUCUUUGCAAAAUAUCAAUUAGGCAUCAAGGGUGAUUGGAUAACAGUCUUUAAUGCUUAAGGAUUUGCUAGUGUUACAGCAAGGAAUACAUUUUUUUAUUGAAAUUUAUCUUUAACUGGUGCCAUCGCUAUAUAUAUUAGAAACAAUUAGCAAUAGUUUACUCUUGGUGCUUGCAGAUGUUAGACUGCAGUUCUGUUUAUGUGUUUUGUAGCCCUGUUAUCUGUUAUAUUUUGUAUUUUUCCUCAUGAAAACAAGUUUCCCAGGAUCCUCCCCAUAUCAGGUCAGCAUCUGACUACUGUUGCUCACCAUAUGUAAUGGUAGCUACUUUUCUUAGAUGCUCGAACUAAGAAAAUUUCCACAGCAUUAAAAUGUGUAUAGGUAAACAUGAUAUCACUUUGAGCAAUUUACCAGCUCCGUCCAAGAAAAUAGCACAUCUCUGAUCUGUUGAAAAAAUUGUUUAGUCAAGGGUGGGGUACUUCUUUACGUCUCCCAAUUUUAAGAGAAUAAAUUUUGGUAACGAGAUGAUUAAUUUACUUUUUAAUAUCUCAUGUUAACUGUGUCUUUUCAGCUUUGUUAAAGGGAAAAUAAAUGUAAAUUAAAGA